Molecule: messenger RNA, 1021 nt
Organism: Camellia sinensis
Lineage: Eukaryota; Viridiplantae; Streptophyta; Magnoliopsida; Ericales; Theaceae
Source: RefSeq, a predicted model, not a curated record
AAUGCCAAAACCAAUGCCGGCAACUUAUACAUACAUACACAGAAGAACAGAGAGAUAGAUAAUAGAGAGGGAGAGGGAGAGAGAGAUUGUAAGCUAAUGGCGGAACACUCUGAUUUAGACCAGCUCCUUGAUAGCGCUUUGGAUGAUUUCCAAAAUCUCAAUCUUACUUCUUCUGUUCAAGCUCAAAGGAGUGGAGAUGGAGAAGUGAAGAAACAUGAGAGUUGUAUUAUGCCUAGUAAUGAGGUUCAAGGCUUGGGUAUGGGUUUGCCUGACUUGAGAAGUAAGAAAAAGGGCAAGCAAAAGGUUUCCAAAGAAUCUCAUGUUUCGGAAGCUCUUGAUAAGCUUAGAGAGCAGACUAGGGAGGCUGUCAAGGGACUCGAGUCUGUCACCGGCUCGAAACCCCUUGCAGACGAUUUCGGAAAGGAUCCAAUGAUGGAGGAUUGGGUUAAGCAGUUUGAGGAGCUUGCUGGGUCUCAGGACAUGGAGUCUAUUGUGGAGACCAUGAUGCAACAACUUUUGUCAAAAGAAAUUCUUCAUGAGCCUAUGAAAGAAAUUGGAGAAAGAUAUCCAAAAUGGUUGGAAGAGCAUAAAUCUAACUUGGGCAAAGAUGACUAUGACCGUUACUCCCACCAAUAUAAACUCAUAAAAGAUCUGCUUGUAGUUUAUGAAACUGAGCCAAGCAACUUCAACAAGAUUGUUGAGCUUAUGCAGAAAAUGCAAGAAUGUGGCCAACCGCCCAAUGAUAUUGUGCAAGAGCUGGCUCCUGACUUUGAUCUGUCAAAUCUUGGCCAAUUAUCCCCGGAGAUGCUGGAGUCUCAACAGAAUUGUUGUGUAAUGUGAGGCAAUGACUUUGCUAUCAUGCUUGUUUCAAUUGCACUCUCUUUCCUUACAUUCACAUCAAUAACCUUUGGCAAAUAUUUGUGAGAAAUAAAUCUGUUUCAUUUGAAAUUAGUUGUCAAAUUAUGAAACCCCCAUAUUUUAUUGGAUUCAGAUGCUCAAUUGAUGCUUUUGGGUUGAUUCA